Molecule: messenger RNA, 2046 nt
Organism: Rhizophagus irregularis DAOM 181602=DAOM 197198
Lineage: Eukaryota; Fungi; Glomeromycota; Glomeromycetes; Glomerales; Glomeraceae
Source: RefSeq, a predicted model, not a curated record
AAAAAAUGUAAACCCUUAAAUGCUAAUAAAGCGUGUACAGAAUUUUUUAUACUAUUCGAUUAUUUUGAUUGGUUUAGAUUAUUGAUUUCUUUUGCAGACGUAACAGACGUAACGUAUUUGGCGUAGAAUUUUUUUAGCUUAAUUAGAUUUUCUCCUUCACCCUAAUAUCCUAAAUAGAUUUAAAUCAGCUCAGGAUAUAACAGUCUGCCCACUUUUCACUCUUUUUUUUUUUUUUAUUUUAAAAAAGAACCACAAAACAUAAAUCAGACUUUAAAAAAACAUUAUUACAACUAAUCAAAAUGAGAGAAAUUAUUCAUUUACAAACUGGACAAUGUGGUAAUCAGAUCGGUCAAAAAUUUUGGGAGGCCAUCUCUGCUGAACAUGGCCUUGACCCUUCUGGUUCCUAUAACGGCGAUAGUGAUCUCCAACUAGAACGUAUUAACGUAUAUUACAACGAGGCUAUGGGUGGUAAAUACGUGCCAAGAGCUAUUUUAAUAGAUCUCGAGCCUGUAACUAUGGACUCUAUUCGAUCUAGUCCAUAUGGUCACCUUUUCCGUCCAGAUAAUUUCGUAUUUGGCCAAUCUGGCGCUGGAAACAAUUGGGCUAAAGGAUACUAUACUGAAGGUGCUGAACUAGUUGAUUCUAUCCUAGAUGUUCUUCGUAAAGAAGCGGAAUCAACUGAUUGCCUUCAAGGCUUUCAAGUGACCCAUUCUCUUGGUGGUGGUACCGGAUCGGGUCUUGGCUCUUUACUUUUAUCAAAGAUUCGGGAAGAAUAUCCUGAUAGAAUGUUAUGUACAUUCUCUGUUGUUCCAUCACCAAAAGUUUCGGAUACUGUUGUUGAACCUUAUAAUGCCGUAUUAUCGGUUCAUCAAUUGGUUGAAAAUAGUGAUGAAACCUUCUGUAUUGAUAAUGAAGCCUUAUAUGAUAUUUGCUUCCGUACACUUAAAUUAUCCAACCCAAGUUAUGGUGAUCUUAACCAUCUUGUAUCAGCUGUCAUGAGCGGUAUCACAACUUGCUUACGUUUCCCUGGUCAAUUAAAUAGUGACUUGAGAAAACUUGCUGUUAAUAUGGUUCCAUUCCCACGUUUACAUUUCUUUAUGAUUGGUUUCGCUCCAUUAACUUCUCGCAGUUCAAAAGAUUUCCGUUCUCUCUCAGUUCCAGAAUUGACUGCACAAAUGUUUGAUUCACGUAAUAUGAUGGCUGCAUCCGAUCCUCGUCAUGGAAGAUAUUUGACCGUAGCUACUAUUUUCCGUGGUAGACUUUCUACUAAAGAAGUAGAACAACAAAUGCAUACGAUUCAAAUGAAAAAUAGUUCAUAUUUUGUUGAAUGGAUUCCAUCUAAUGUUAAAAUAUCUGUUUGUGAUAUUCCACCAGUUGGUCUCACAAUGUCUGGCACUUUUGUCGGUAACAGCACUGCCAUUCAAGAAUUGUUUAAACGUAUUAAUACACAAUUCACUGCCAUGUUUAGGAGAAAAGCUUUCUUGCAUUGGUAUACAGGUGAAGGUAUGGAUGAAAUGGAAUUUACUGAAGCUGAAUCUAAUAUGAACGAUUUGGUUUCUGAAUAUCAACAAUAUCAAGAUGCUGCCGCCGAAGAAGAGGAUGGCGGUGAAUAUGAAGAAGGUGGUGAAGAAGAAUAUGCUGGAGAAGAGGAGGCCGAAAGCUAAAUAAAAUAAUCAAACAGUAUAGAUAUAGAUAUCCAAAAAAUAUAUAAAAAAAAAAAAACGCCGGAUAAUGUAUUACAUCUUAAUUUUUUCAUAUUUUCCGCUAUAACACAUAUAUACUUUUUUAUAUUACUAUAGACAUUAUUUUUUUAGUUCAUUCAUUCAUAUACAGCUUAUUCGUAUGUAAAAUAAUAACAUUUUUAUCACGCAUUUAACCUCCUUUUAUUCGAUAGCGGAAAUUUCAUGUGUUCCAUUAUGUAUUACAUAAUAUUGGAUUAUUUUUAUAAAAAGAUAUAUAUUCAUUUAUAUAAAUGAGAAAUAUUAUUAAUUUUUAGUACAGUUAGUUAUUAUUAUUAUAUUAUUCAAAUCAAAUGGACAAUUUUCA